UGGCCAGGAAGGUGAAUCAACAAGCCGAAAUGACAAGAAAUUGAAACAAACGGAUGCUUUGACGAUCGGCUCUCUGCCGAUUUUACUGGAAGACCAUGGAGGGUUUUAAAAGGUAUGACGGGACAACUUGACACAAGAUACAUACAGCUCUGCCAAUGAGCAACGCAGCAGGACACCUGACACGUUUUUGAUGAAAACGGGUACAUCGCCUUGCUAGAGAAGACAGGGCGCCCUCAGCUGAGAAACCUCAAACUUAACGGUGCUCGGUGCCCGGUGCCCUCCCGGAUCUUCCCUCCCUCUCUCCAUCACCGUGUAGGGCGGGAGGGGGGUUGUGUUCACGUGCACUCGCUGCGCGCCCCCAUGCAGUUGGACGGAGGGCGCAAUACAUAAUUCGGUCCCAGCAAGGGGACACCUCAGUCCUUCCCCUCCUGUCAAGCCGCGGAUCCGCAGCCUCUGCACAGCCCGUGGACCCGCACACCGACGCCGCCGUUCCCUGCUCCCGAGCGGAUAGAAAAUCCACCUUGGAGAAGGACGGAUGCUUGUUUUGUUUGGGGAUAGCGCAUGACUUGCAGCGGCCGAGGAAGGACGGGGCAGAGCGAGAAAGAGACAGUCAUCGGUGAUCUACAGGGGACGUAAACAUUGCCAUGCCCUGCUUCAUGCACCACUUCCCCCGAUCCGCUUCCUCCUCCACCACCUCCUCGGGUCCAGGGCAGAGGACUGUGUUUUGAAGGAAAACAGCCGAGAACAUAACGCCGCUGCCGAAGGUAAACAUUUUUGUUGAAGUUGUGUUCGGGAUAGGAGGCUGCGGCGGGCCACGGUCCGGACUGUAGGUAUCCUGCAUCCUGACUUUGCGGUCUCCGUGUUGUUCGGCCAUGCUGCAGGCAGCAUCCUCUGACCUGUUCCCGACUUGAGCUUCCCUCUCCGGGAUUAACAAGUUCCCAAGAGCAGAAAACUACUGCAGCUACUUGUUAAUGUUUUGGAGCAUUAUUUUGUACUCGUGGAACAUUCACUCUCAUGUGUAACUGAGUGAAAUGAUUUUUUUUUAACAGCAGUUUGGUUUGCUCACAGGGCUUCACAUCUAAGCCCAGAAGAUGUGAUCAGCUGCAGACAUUUUAACGCGCAGAACAUCUCAAACAUCAUCAUAAUCAAAUUGCCUCUGCAUUACUGCUUGGUGGGACCAGCCGUGUUGUUAUCACAGUUAACAUAAACACAGCGCCAUGGGUGCCAAGCAAACCAAAGGCCAGGAGCCUGGAGGAGCCAGCCCUCAGCACAGCUGGAAGCGGACACCCACCAAGGAGCGGGGAGACAUCUUGGCAUCCCUCAUGCUUAAGUCAGGGGACCGGCUGAGCCGUGGUGGGACGCCACCACCAUACCAGCGCCGCAUUGGCAUGAUCCAGGAGAUGAUGCUGAUGGCCAAGCAGGGCAAACAGGACGAGGCCACAGAGAUGCUCAGGACGCUCCGACAGGACCUGGGCAUGGAGUCAACAUCCCUGGAUGACGUGCUGUACCGCUACGCCAGCUUUAGAAACCUGGUUGACCCUAUCACACAUGACCUGAUUAUCAGCCUGGCACGAUAUGUCCACUGCCCCAAGACGGAGGGCGACUCUCUCGGGGCGAUGGAGAAGGUUUGUCGUCAGCUGACCUACCAUCUCAGCCCCCACUCUCAGUGGAGGAGACAGGGCUUGCUCAAGAGGAAACCUCAGGCCUGUCUGAAGGCGGUGCUGUCAGCCCCUCCAUCCAGCGGGGCGUUGGAUCUGUCCGGUAUCCCUCUAACGGCUCGAGACAUGGAGCGUCUGGGUGCACACCUACAGCGUAAUGCGUCCACAGUGGUCAGCUUGGAGCUGGGCUUCACCGAGCUGACGGACGAGGCCUUCCUCCUGCUCCUACCCACGCUGGCCACCAUGCCACACCUGGAGACCCUGGCAAUGAACGGAAACAGGCUGACCAGAGCUAUUCUGAAGGAGCUGACGGAUGCCCUGAAGGAUCCAGGAAGUUUCCCUAGUGUGACAUGGAUUGACCUUGGCAACAACGUGGACAUCUUCUCCCUGCCACAGCCCUUCCUGGUCAGCCUGAGGAAGCGCUGCCCCAAGCAGGGCAACCUGCCCACCAUCCUGGAAUUCGGAGAGAGUCAGGCCAGUGACCCCCCUGAGAGGCUGAGGGGGCUUGAGGAAGAGGACGAGACAGAUGACACGAACCGGACUGAGAGCAUGGGCGAGCUCCGGUCUGAGGUGGAGGAGGAGCUGGACGGAGAGAUGGAGAUAGAGGAAAUGAUGGAGGAGCUGCUGGACUUUGACAGGGAGGUGCAGGGAAAGGAGGACGAGGAGGAGAGCAUGUGGACCGUGGAGGAGCAGAGGAAAGUGGGGAGGAGAAGGGGGAGGAGAGAGGGGGAGGAGGGUGGGGAGAAGGAGGCAGAGAGGAAACAGCAGCAGCCAGGGAGGAGGGCGGUGAUGGCAGAGGAUGAGGACGACACGCAGAGCCGCUCCUCCCGUCUGUCCUACUCUAGCCAGUCACAACACUCCUCUGGAGCAAUUGAGCCAGUGAGAGUGGAGGAGGAUGACUUGACCGACCAAUCAGACCACUUGACCUGAUUGCUGCUCCCUGCUCCACUCUGCUCAUAUUUCCCCUCCUUUAUCAAGUCUUUUGUGGAAGGACGCGAGAGGAGACUCCUGCAGAGGCUAACUGAGCGCGCUCAAAGUCAAACAGGCUGCAGUGUUGAAAGGAUGUGAUCCAUAUGAACGUGCCAAUCGAUACUCCCUCCAAUGAUCUGAUUUGUGACCAGCCACCGCAGCAUUCAGAUACUGGCAGGGUGACAGCUGUACCCAGGUGACUCUUGGUGACUGUAACAUGAGAAGACAAUCCCCAACAGGAUGUCUGUUUUAUCGUAACUGUCUGCUGUUUCAAGUACAAAUAGACUAAGGAUGCUUAUACAUAGAAUAAACUGAUUAAUUAUAUCACAUGAGGCUUUUAUGUAUAGAAUGUUAUUCUUUAUUCAGGUCUGUCCUCCUGGUAACCCUGGUAAUACCUACAUGUGCCUGUAAUACAUCCCAAUACUGGUUAAAAGUGUUGAGAGCUCAAAAGAGACCAGAAAAUACAGAAACAGAGACUCAUAUAAAGUAGUCAGGGCCCUUGAACCUUUUGAAAAAUGUUUUUGCCAAAAACCAUUGGAAAUGUAUGAAGUAUCUCCCUCCCACACGUCGAUGGCUGGCCAGAUGGAUGAGAUGACAGACAGGAAUCAAAAGUCAAGCCAACAGAUUUGUGGAAAUCAGUUGUUAACUUAAGAAGUGAACAGAUGCACAGUCCUUUAGGGGAGGACAAGUGCGCUGAAGAUGAAAUUAGUCAGCUGAAACCAAUAGCAGUAAACAACGUAUAAAGAAAUCAACACAAUAAAGGCCUUGAUGAUUGUACAAAAACUGAGUGACGACAGUACAAGGUGCCCUGUAAUGGAGGGAAGACGGCUUGGUGGUCUUUUUGCCAUGUGUCCCAAAGUCCCGGGGUAUCAAGUUGAAAUAUUUAGUAGCCUUUUUCUCAUAAUCCAGGUCAUGUGUCACUCCACAGUACUGUAAACUAGUGUGCAUCACAUGCUUACAGUGCUUUAUUUAUAUACAGUAUAGGCCGCAGAUAUCCUUAUGCAGUAUGUAGCUCUCAUCCACCUGGGGCUUUCCCUCCAUGUGUCACUUAUAAUCCCUGCAAAGCUUUAAUAAACAAACCGUAUUUUUGGAUGUA
Xiphias gladius (swordfish) is the source of this 3723-nucleotide messenger RNA. It is a transcript of the gene lrrc75a, whose product is annotated as leucine rich repeat containing 75A. The coding region runs from base 1218 to 2588 and encodes 456 amino acids. The transcript is spliced from 5 exons. Lineage: Eukaryota; Metazoa; Chordata; Actinopteri; Istiophoriformes; Xiphiidae. The record is from RefSeq and is a predicted model, not a curated record.